This is a messenger RNA of Hyaena hyaena (striped hyena), 450 nucleotides long. It is a transcript of the gene CCL17, whose product is annotated as C-C motif chemokine ligand 17. Gene Ontology annotation, molecular function: chemokine activity; CCR chemokine receptor binding. Gene Ontology annotation, biological process: positive regulation of ERK1 and ERK2 cascade; cellular response to tumor necrosis factor; lymphocyte chemotaxis. The record is from RefSeq and is a predicted model, not a curated record. The transcript has 3 exons. The coding region runs from base 30 to 323 and encodes 97 amino acids. NCBI's taxonomy places the organism in Eukaryota, Metazoa, Chordata, Mammalia, Carnivora, Hyaenidae. Gene Ontology annotation, cellular component: extracellular region.
CACAGAUCCUCUCCUGGGCUCCUGGCACCAUGAUGUCCCUGAGGAUGCUGCUGCUGGUCACGCUCCUCCUGGGGGCUUCUCUGCAGCUCACCCAUGCAGCGCGAGCCACCAACGUGGGCCGGGAGUGCUGCCUAGAGUACUUCAAAGGGGCCAUCCCGCUCAGAAGGCUGACCGGGUGGUACAAGACCUCAGCGGAGUGUCCCAAGGAUGCCAUCGUGUUUCUCACCCUCCAUGGCAAGUCCAUCUGUUCCAACCCCAAGGACGCGAGGGUGAAGAAGACAAUCAGUUAUUUGCAGAGGGUCAUGAACCCUGUGCCUCAGUAGUCCUGAUUUCUGCCUGGACCAUUUGGAGACUUCCAGCCUCAGUUCACUACCCCAAACCCGAGCUGCCCGAGUCCGGUGAAGGCCCUACAAGGACAGAGAAGACCCCUGUCCUCUUUUCUGGUCUGGU